Messenger RNA from Striga hermonthica, 1923 nucleotides. The record is from the annotation of a GenBank genome assembly. NCBI's taxonomy places the organism in Eukaryota, Viridiplantae, Streptophyta, Magnoliopsida, Lamiales, Orobanchaceae.
AUGUCACUUGCAAUCACUUCCCAGCAAAGGGCAUCUCAAUUUUUCACUCUGCCUGUAAAGAAUUUAAACUUCCUUAAACACUAUAAUACCUCAAUCGAAACAGAGUCUUUCUUCAUCAACCUCCUCGAAAAAUCUACCCACAGAACCCACCUCGCUCAAAUCCAGACCCAGCUGUUCACUCGUGGCCUGCAGAACAACGGGUUCAUCAUCACCAAAUUCAUCCACGCAGCCUCGAAGCUCGGACAAAUCGACUAUGCCCGCAAACUGUUCGACGAAUUUCCCCACCGGCAUGUUUUCCUCUGGAACGCGAUCAUCAAGUGCUACUCGACCCACGGCAUGCCGGCUGCAGUUCUCGGCAUGUACUCGGGAAUGCAGUGGGCCCAUGUGAGCCCGGACAAGUUCACCUUUCCACCGGUGCUCAAAGCUUGUGCGGGCCUACGGGCCUUAAGGUACGGCUGCUCGGUCCACGGGCAGAUACUCAGGCACGGUCUGACAGAAGACGUGGUCUCGCAAAACGGGCUCUUGUCGUUUUACGUCAGGUGCGGAGAAAACGGCCGAGCACGUGUCGUUUUCGAUACCUUGAGUGACAACAAAAGAAAUGUCGUCUCGUGGACUUCGGUUAUCUCGGGCCUCGUGCAGAACGGGCAGCCCGUGGAGGCCCUGAGGAUAUUCGGUGGCAUGAUGGAGUCGAAUGUGAAGCCCGACACGAUAUCAUUAGUCAGUGUUCUCAAGGCGUGUUCUGAUAUCGAUGGGCUUAGCCAGGGAAAAUGCAUCCACGGAUUUGCAGUGAAAACGGGAUUCGAACCCGAGCCUGACCUGCAAAUCGCGCUUACUUCUCUGUACGCGAAAUGCGGGCACGUGGAAGAUGCAAAGUCCUUGUUCGACCGGGUGAAGGGUAAAAAUGUAAUUCUCUGGAAUUCCAUGAUCUCAGGCUUCGCCAAAAACGGCCGUGCCGAGGACGCGCUCGAGCUUUUCUCCGAGAUGUUAUCGGGAGACGUGCGGCCCGACAAGGGAACAGUACAGUCGUCCGUACUUGCCGUGGCCCAAUUAGGUUCGCUCGAGCGUGCGAAAUGGAUGGACGAUUACGUAUCUCAUAGUAAGUUCAACAACGACGUGUACAUUUGCAGUGGGCUGAUCGAUAUCCACUCGGGCCUUGUCGACGAGGGGUGGAACUUUUUCCUAUCCAUGAAGGACUACGGGCUCGAGCCCAACCAGAAGCACUACGCCUGCGUGGUCGAUUUAUUGGGCCGGGCCGGUUAUUUAGAGAAGGCCCACGAUUUCAUCGCCAGUAUGCCGGUCGAGCCCGGCGUCUCGGUCUGGGGGGCCUUGUUAAGCGCGUGUAGGGUCCACCGCGACGUGUCGCUUGCUGAAUAUGCGGCGGGGAAGCUUUUCUCGUUGGAUCCACUCAAUACGGGCCAUUACGUGCAGCUGUCCAAUCUGUACGCUUCGAACCGAAUGUGGUGUGGCGUUAAACGGGUCAGAUUGUUGAUGAAGUCUAAAGGGCUGAGUAAAGACUCGGGACACAGCGCAGUGGAGAUAAACGGGAAGUUUGAAGUUUUCCGAAUGGGUGAUAAGUCUCAUCCAAGAUCGGUCGAGAUAUAUAAGAAGCUCGAGUGGUUGGAAAUGAGGCUUUUGGAAAACGGAUUCGUCCCGGAUAAGGAAUCGGGCUUGCAUGAUUUGGAUGGAGAAGAUAGAGAGGCGAUUCUGUGUAGUCACAGUGAGAGGCUGGCGAUUGCGUACGGGCUUAUAUGUACGAGCCCCGGGACUACACUAAGGAUAAAUAAGAAUCUACGGGCCUGCGUGAACUGCCACCUGGCGACGAAAUUGAUAACGAAGUUGGUCGGGAGAGAGAUAGUCGUGAGGGAUGCGAAUCGGUUUCAUCACUUUAAGGAGGGAAGUUGUUCGUGUGGUGAUUAUUGGUGA